CAAAACCGAGAUUCCCGCCCGCCGUUCCAAACUUCCAAUCCAUCGAAAUCGAGAAAUUCCCCAAUCCUCUCAGCCCUAACCCCCCUGCUCUCCAUGCGUCUGAGCACAGCACCCGCGCUACACGCCUCUAGGAUUCCGAGCCACCAUUCCGCAAGAAUGCCUCUUCGCGCCCAGUAGCUUCCCCGUCCUUGUCCGAGGGGGGAGUCAUGGAGGACGGCAACGGCGGCGGGGAGGGGAGCACGAGCGGGGGGAGGUUCCCGAUACUGCAAGCGAACCGGGACCCCGAGUCCAACUGGGAGGUGGACGUCGCCAAGAGCCUCGAGGAGUACCUCCUCAAGAUCUGCUCAGGCGAGAUCUCCGGCGAAGACUUCAACUUCGCCGAAGCGGCGCUAUUGCUCCAAGGAUCGGUUCAAGUUUACAGCCGCAAGGUGGAGUACUUGUACUCGUUGGUGCUACAUGCACUGGAAUUUCUGUCGCAAAAUAAGCCAGAUCAACAAGGAAAGGGUUCUGCUGAAGCUAAUGAAAGUGACCCUAGCACUACUUCCGACAAAGAAGAUGAUAUGUUUCUGGGUUUGGAUGAUGUCCCAGCGGAAACAAGGAUCACUUUGGGUAACAAUCUUGACCGGGAUGAGUUGCGAAGAAUAAUUGUGAGGCCACCAGCAAAUCUAUUGGUGUUCGAAGGAGACUGUGUCGAUAGCGAAGCGAGCGAGCUGGAUUCGUAUUUGUUAGCAACAUGUGGUUUCUAUGGAGAUUUCCUCCUGCUGGAUCCAUGUGAUGCACCAGCUGUUUUUGCCUUCCUGCAAGGAAAAAAUGUAUGCAAAGAAGAUAUUCUGUCUCAUGGAGGUGGCUCAGCACCAUCUAAACGCCGAAACAACGUCUUCACUUCCCCAAAUGCAAGAUCGGGGGGUACUGCUCGUAGAAAAACUCCUGGGGAAGUCCCGCGAAAUGCAGUUCAACCAGAGAUUGAAAAAUCUCAAGAAACGAAUCCAGGUGAAAGUCCAGCGAAUAACUGGCCUGAUCAUCGUGGUGACCUUACUCCUGAUCUCAGCCCGUCCCAGCCAGAGUAUGUAGACCCUGGAUGCCCAGAUCUCAGGGAUGAUUCCGAUGACGAGGAUCCAUAUAAAUCUUUAGAUCCACAUGAACCUAGCAACCUAAAGAUUAAACCUUAUAAGAGAGUAAAAUGUUUUCCAAGGCAAGUUAUUGGCGCUCCUAAGAAAAAAACUCUUGCAUCUAUAUUUCCUGCGGCAAAGAUGGAUGGUGUUGUUAGUCCCGAGCUAACAAAAUAUGUUGUAUUACGUAUGCCUCAACUCUAUGUCUCCCAAUCAGUUCCUCUUUAUGAAAAGCUUUUGUUGUCAUUUGAAUCUGGUGACAAAAAGCGUGUUGAUGAGCCCAAUCCUAGUAUGCAUGAUUCCGAUGAUGAGCCAGACAUCCCAACUUACCCAGAUGAUGGGCUAGGCAGCCCAAUUGAUCAGCCAGUCUUGAAUAUACCGGGGAGCAUGGAUGCUCUUUGUCAGUCGCAUCUGGAUAAGCUGCUUUGUAGGAUAGCUGAGGCGGAACAACAAUCCGCGCUGGAUGCACGGGUUUCAACAUGGAAACAGCGGAUCGAGCACGCCUUGGAAGAGCAGGAUAGAAAUCCACCUUUCGAUAUCGGUCUAUACAGAGAGCAAAUCCUCGACACGCUCUCAUCAAGAACCGACACAGGGACCGCAUCGUUCAGUCAGAUUGUUAGCGGCCACCCAAAGUACGAUGUUGCGAGAACGUUCUCCGCCCUUCUCCAGUUGGUGAAUGGCAGAUGUGUUGAUCUAGACAAAGGACAGGCCACGAGCGAAUUGGUGUGCUACACGGGUGCCAACCCGUUCCACGUAAAGCUGAUCGGUCCCAACCGCAGGCCAGAGAUGGAGGCACGUUUCGCGCGCAAGAGGGUCAAGUCCCCUGAACGACGAUGUUGUGAUGAAGGGGGCGAGCCUUGUCGGGUACAAGCGCAGAAGCAGGCGCCUAAGGAUGGCAAGGUCUCUUCGGUUAAGGCGGCGGCGAGGUUGACCCCUGAAGGAAAGCGGAGGCGAAGGUCUGGUCCGCUGCCGCAGCCAUUCGAUCUGGAGUCCAGCUGAUUGAUCCAAAUGAAUGGCAGACUGACCCUUGAGCGCAUUACUAGUUAGUAGCAGUAUAGUUUUUCUCUUGUGGGCUUUUUCUCCUUGUCUGCCGAGGGAGGGCUUUGAGUAGUGAGUAGGAUUUAUAAGUUAUGAAUUGAUUAGGGCUUAGGUAGAGUGGUAGAUGGUCGGUGUAUAUAUCCAAUAGAUCACUGAUUUGUGCCGUUAUGUAUAUAUGUUUAUUAUCGAUCCAAAUGUAGCGUUUUUUGGGUCUGUAUUGUAUGGGCAGAUACUAGAAUAUUGUUUGAUGAUAUAUUCUACUCCCUCUGCAAAGAAAUAUAAGAGCGUUUAGAUCAUACGGAGGGAGUAAUAAGUCAGUAAUUGGCACCUGAUAUGUGUCUGACGAGAAACAUUAAGCUGCAUUCAGGUUUUUAUGAUCACUCUCGUUUGUUCUUAUCUUGUACGUACUG
This is a messenger RNA of Triticum aestivum (bread wheat), 2557 nucleotides long. RefSeq names its product condensin-2 complex subunit H2. Gene Ontology annotation, biological process: meiotic chromosome condensation; mitotic sister chromatid separation. Gene Ontology annotation, cellular component: nucleus; condensin complex. Lineage: Eukaryota; Viridiplantae; Streptophyta; Magnoliopsida; Poales; Poaceae. Gene Ontology annotation, molecular function: chromatin binding. The record is from RefSeq and is a predicted model, not a curated record. Bases 207 to 2108 code for a protein of 633 amino acids. The transcript has 10 exons.